Messenger RNA from Tachysurus fulvidraco (yellow catfish), 6054 nucleotides. RefSeq names its product ATPase phospholipid transporting 8B5a (gene atp8b5a). Gene Ontology annotation, cellular component: plasma membrane. NCBI's taxonomy places the organism in Eukaryota, Metazoa, Chordata, Actinopteri, Siluriformes, Bagridae. The record is from RefSeq and is a predicted model, not a curated record. The transcript is spliced from 27 exons. Gene Ontology annotation, biological process: phospholipid translocation; Golgi organization. Gene Ontology annotation, molecular function: ATPase-coupled intramembrane lipid carrier activity; ATP hydrolysis activity; ATP binding. Bases 82 to 3654 code for a protein of 1190 amino acids.
GUGUGUGUGUGUGUGUGUGUGUGUGUGUGUGUGUGUGUGUUACUCUGGCAGAUGAGAUGAUAAUAAAGAAGAGCUGAAGCCAUGUCGUUCUUUGGCCUUGACUGUGUGAAAAAAAAGGAGAAAGAGACAGAGAGGAAGAUUCGGGCAAAUGACAGGGAAUACAACCUCUCUUUUCGAUAUGCGACUAACGGGAUCAAGACCUCCAAAUACAACGCUCUGACGUUCCUCCCCCUCAACCUGUUUGAGCAGUUUCAGAGGAUUGCCAAUGCAUACUUCCUCUGCCUGCUAGUCCUCCAGGUGAUUCCUGCCAUCUCUUCUCUCUCAUGGUUCACCACAGUAGUGCCCCUCGCUCUGGUGCUGACUGUAACUGCUGUCAAAGAUGCAAUUGAUGAUAUAAAUCGGCACAGGAGCGACCGUCAGGUAAACAAUCGCAAAGCAGAGGUGCUGAUCAACGGAGAGCUUAAAAGUGAGAAAUGGAUGAAUAUUCAAGUGGGCGACAUCAUCAGACUGGAGAACAACCAGUUUGUCACAGCUGACCUUCUCCUCUUGUCUAGCAGUGAGCCCAUGAACUUGGUUUACAUUGAGACUGCUGAGCUUGAUGGGGAGACCAAUCUGAAAGUGAAGCAGGCUCUGACAGUAACAGGAGAAAUGGGAGGGAGUGUUGAGGCCCUGGCUGCAUUUAAAGGAGAGGUGAUCUGUGAACCUCCUAAUAACCGCUUGGACAGUUUCUUAGGGACGUUGGUGUGGAAGGGACACAAACAUCCGCUGGACAAUCAGUGUGUGUUGCUCAGGGGCUGCACUCUCCGAAACACAUCAUGGUGCUUUGGCAUGGUGCUGUUUGCUGGUCCUGACACUAAGCUGAUGCAGAAUUGUGGGAAAUCCAGUUUCAAGAGGACGAGUAUCGACCGUCUGAUGAAUGUCCUCGUUCUGUUUAUCUUUGGAUUCUUGGUGUUGAUGUGUGUGAUCCUGGCAGUGGGUCACGGUAUCUGGGAACACUACGAGGCCAGUUAUACCACUUACAUUCCUCGAGAGCGAAACGUGGGAUCUGCCUUCUCAGCCUUCCUCACCUUCUGGUCCUACAUCAUCAUCCUCAACACUGUUGUACCCAUAUCACUCUAUGUCAGUAUGGAGGUAAUCCGUCUGGGGAACAGUUACUACAUUAACUGGGACAGACUGAUGUAUCAUGAGCGCAGCGACACGCCGGCCGAGGCUCGCACGACAACACUGAACGAAGAACUCGGACAGAUCAACUACAUCUUUUCUGACAAGACCGGCACACUUACACAGAACAUCAUGAACUUCACCAAGUGUUCCAUCGGGGGCAAGACAUACGGAGAUGUGAUUGAUCAUUACACAGGACAGAGACUAGAGAUCUCAGAGGACAUGCUCCCUGUGGAUUUCUCCUUUAAUGAUCUCGCUGAUCCAAAGUUCCAGUUCUAUGAUGCUGCUCUUUUGGAGGCUGUGAAGCUUGGAACUCCACAAGUUUGCAGUUUCUUCAGGCUGCUUGCUGUCUGCCACACCGUCAUGCCUGAUGAGACCAACAAUGAGUUAGUAUAUCAGGCUCAGUCUCCAGACGAGGGCGCUCUGGUGACGGCGGCCCGUAAUUUUGGCUUUGUGUUCCGUUCACGCUCUGCGGAGUCUCUGUGUGUUCUGGAGCGGGGUGAAGAACGCUGCUACGAGCUACUCGCCAUCCUCGACUUCAACAACGUCCGCAAGAGGAUGUCCGUCAUCGUGCGUAGUCCAGAGGGACAACUAUCACUGUACUGUAAAGGAGCAGACACCAUUGUUUACGAGAGACUGGAUAAAACCUGCAGCAAAUUGAUGGAUCUCACCACAGAACACCUGAACGAAUUUGCUGGGGAGGGUCUGCGCACACUGGUCUUGGCCUAUAAGGAUCUGGAUGAGCAGUAUUUCUCUGAGUGGAGACAGCGGCAUCAUGAGGCGAGCACCAUGCUUGAGCAACGGGAAGAAAAACUUAAUGACCUGUAUGAGGAGAUUGAAAGAGACCUGCAGUUACUUGGAGCCACUGCGAUCGAGGACAAGCUCCAGGAUGGUGUGGCGCAGACCAUCGAGCAGCUGACCAAGGCCGACAUCAAGAUCUGGGUGCUGACUGGAGACAAGCAAGAAACCGCGGAGAACAUCGGCUACUCCUGUAACCUGUUGCGAGAGGAGAUGACAGACACCUUCAUCAUUUCUGCAAACUCACAUGAGGAAGUCAGGAAAGAACUCCGAGAUGCUCGACUGAAGAUGCUUCCAGACUCAAGUGAGGAAGCUUCUUUCAUCUCAGAGACCAUUCUGGGUAAUGAGCCGAAAGUGUUGCACGAUGAGACCGUGAGUGGUGAUUUCGGCCUGGUUAUAAACGGCCACAGCCUGGCAUACGCCCUGGAGCACAGUAUGGAGCUGGAGUUCCUGCGUACAGCCUGUAUGUGUAAGACGGUGAUCUGCUGUCGUGUCACUCCUCUUCAGAAGGCUCAGGUGGUGGAGCUGGUUAAGAAAUACAAAAAGGCCGUCACUCUGGCUAUAGGAGAUGGUGCUAAUGACGUCAGCAUGAUUAAGGCGGCUCAUAUCGGAGUGGGGAUCAGUGGGCAGGAGGGUAUGCAGGCUGUACUGUCCAGUGAUUUCUCCUUCGCUCAAUUCCGUUACCUGCAGCGCCUCCUGCUGGUGCACGGUCGCUGGUCCUACCUGCGCAUGUGCAAGUUCCUACGUUACUUUUUUUACAAGAACUUCACCUUCACCUUUGUGCACUUCUGGUACGCCUUCUUCUGUGGGUUCUCCGCCCAGACGGUGUAUGAUCAAGCCUUCAUCGCACUCUAUAACCUGAUGUACACGGCGCUCCCAGUAUUGGGCAUGGGCCUUUUUGACCAGGAUGUGAACGACAGCUGGGGUAUGGAGUACCCUCAGCUUUAUUGUCCAGGUCAGCUGAGUGUGUACUUUAACAAGGGAAUUUUUGUGAAGUGUGCACUCCACAGCUGCUACAGCUCUCUGGUGCUGUUCUUUGUGCCCUAUGUUACCCUAAAUGACACCGCUAACUACCAGUCAUUUGCCCUGCUCACACAGACGUGCCUCAUCAUCACCGUGUGUGUUCAGUUGGGUUUGGAUCUGUCAUACUGGACAGCAGUGAAUCACCUGUUUGUGUGGGGGAGUUUAGGGAUGUAUUUCCUCGUCACCUUCGCUAUGCAGAGUGACGGACUGCACAAACUCCAGCCGGGAUCCUUCACCUUCAUAGGCACUGCACGAAACACUCUGGAUCAUCUCAACGUUUGGUUGGCGAUUGUCCUGACGGUCGUAUUGUGUGUGCUACCAGUGCUCUGUCACCGCUUCCUGUACAGCCAAUUCAUUCCCACUAUAAAUGACAAGGUGAGGUUUAUGGUGCACCAGAUGAAGGCCCAGCCUCCUCCUCCUCGCCGCCGCACCAGGAUUCGCCGCUCUAGCACUCGACGCUCAGGCUACGCUUUCUCUCACACUCAGGGCUACGGUGACCUCGUCACCUCCAAAUGGUUCCUACGCCGACAGGCCACACCCCGAGCCACUGGGUUCAUGCCCACAAUCCGCACAGCCCGGUUCAGCCCGACCGGGAAACAGCAGAACUCUAAACAGGAGGUGGAACCCCCGCAACUCCAGAACUAUCGCGUUGUAAAAGACUCUGCGUUUUAGAAGUGACGCUUUUUGAUGGACAUGGAGAACAAUAAUUAGAAUUGGGUUCUAACAGAAACAUCAGGGACUGCAGUGAGGCAUAAGCAAUAUUUAGGUUCCUAAAAGCAAAAUUUAGUGCUUGUUUUAAAGAUUAAAAAUGCUGGUGGAGGUUCUGGAACUCUGAUCAGAUAUCCAGAACUCCACCUUAUCAGGAUAUUGAGUAAGUAAAGGAUGUUGUUGAAGAAUCACUAUGAGACAUCAGUUCCUGUUUCAAAAGGAAGAAAUCCAAAACUGAUGCCCACGUUCGUAUUAAAUCAGGAGCAGUUCUUGAAGUCGGUUUCAGAACCUAUAAUGUGUUCCAUGAAUUACAGAAGGUUGAUGUUCAAGCUGGCAUCGGGACCUGAACUUAGCUUGAGAACCUAGAAUGAGAGUCAUCACCGUGUUUUAGGAGCAACAGUUAGGUUGGACUUCACAUUUUCUUUAACACCAUUUGGCAACCAACAGCAGAGUUUCUGGAGCAGUGUUUACAUGGUUCUGCUGUUCUACAGAACAGAACCCAAAACAGGAGACCCACACACCAAAGAGAACCGGAUGUUACCUAAACAUACAAAAACCUAAGACGAUGUUUAGAUUCUAAAUCUGUGGUUCUGAUACAUAUGUUAUUUUACAUUCCAUUGUAUAACUGUUACACAAUAUCACCUACAUGUAUAAAUAUGUUCACACACACAUACACACACAGAUUGUAGUACCAUGUUUUACACUUUCCUCAGAACUAUAGAAUAUUGGCAUUAGCAGGAGCAGCUUUUUACUUCCUAAAGGAGGGAACGUCAAGGGUAGAACCAACGUCUCGACGUCAUCAGUCAGUCAUGGACGUGUCCCCAAUCACACACUCUGCAGAUAUAUCCCAAACCCCUGCAGGUGUGGCACACAGGUGCAUCUUUUAUCUGAACAACACUGCAAAACACCAUGAGAUUUCAUCAGCACAGCUGGACAUGUGACGUGAAAUACGGCUAAGUUUGGUGACCUAUACUCAGAAUUCGUUCUCUGCAUUUAACCCAUCCAAAGUGCACACAAACAGCUGUGAACACACACACCGUGAACACACACACCGUGAACACACAACUGGAGCAGUGGGCAGCCAUUUAUGCUGCGGCGCCCGGGGAGCAGUUGGGGGAUUCGGUGCCUUGCUCGAGACUCGAACCCACAACCUUCGGGUUAAGAUUCAGACUCUCUAACCAUUAGGCCACUAUGUGCUGGGGACACCAAGGUUUAGAGUCACAUGAAACCAAAGCCGCACUUUACCUAACACUAAAGACUGAAGUCACAUGACACCAGACCUGAACACAGUUCAGUGUUGUGAUUUUAGUCAUAAAACAGGUGUGGAAACCUGCAUGACUCCAAACCAGAAAGUGACCAGUAAGUGCCUUAAAAAAUAGUAUUAGUCACAUGAGAUCGUGCUUGACUUCAUUACCGCUACACCAAACCCCAGAUGUUUUAGGUUAUUACUGAGUUUUCAGAUCUGUUACAUUUCCAAUUUUUUGCUUUCAGUUUUGAUGUUAUGUCUUUGUUUUUUUUGUUUUUACCUCUGUAAAUCAAGCCACUUCCACUGUUUCCCAAUUCUGUAGUCUUGUGUCUAAUGAACAACAGAAGCUCAGGUUAAAUGUAAUUUGUCAAUCACAACCAGAAUCAUGUGACAUGUGACACCACAAAGCUUCCUCUUCAUUUUACUCAGUGUUUACUUACAGUUUAGCAACGUUAUCUAAACUAGUAACUAUUAAAUAGUAACUAGUGUAGUAACUAACUUUAGCUAGUGUAGUAACGAACAUUAACUAGUUUAGUAAUUAAACUACUGUAGUGAAAUGAUUAGCUUUGAGUUUGACGUGUCAGAGGUACUGUAACUUAAAGGAUACAUACCAAAGUGACAAAAGUAAUGUUUUAGCGUAGUGUUCAUAGCAUGUUAUUGCAACUUUACACUUGCUUUAAUAUGUUGCUAACAAAGUUUCCAUGAUAUAUACGUCUAAUUCAUUACCUUGCCAGAUUUCCAUAAAAGAGCAGAAACCACUUUACUCCUUAGAACCUGCUGAGGACAUUAUUAAGCACUCCGAGUGUAGACCAUGCGUGUGGUUUGGGCAAGACAGGUUACUUAGCACCCUAUAAAGUAUAGACCUGGCUGUGUGUGUGUGUGUGUGUGUGUGUGUGUGUGUGUGUGUGUGUGUGUGUGUGUGUGUGUGUGUGUGUGUGUGUGUGUGUGUGUGUGUGUGUGUGUGUGUGUGUGUGAGAUACAUUUCCCUUUUUCCUUUUAAAAGGUAAGACACCUGAAAACCUGGGAAUCAAUACUGGUGAUGAUUUAAUGAACAAAAUAUUAUGUUUCUAUUUUUAUUACAGAUGUUUGUAUAAAUAAAAGCGUUUUAUAUCCAGAAA